Messenger RNA from Lampris incognitus (smalleye Pacific opah), 1981 nucleotides. Its product is annotated as E3 ubiquitin-protein ligase RNF126-like. Gene Ontology annotation, molecular function: ubiquitin protein ligase activity. The transcript is spliced from 9 exons. Lineage: Eukaryota; Metazoa; Chordata; Actinopteri; Lampriformes; Lampridae. The record is from RefSeq and is a predicted model, not a curated record. Gene Ontology annotation, biological process: protein ubiquitination. Bases 1 to 945 code for a protein of 314 amino acids. Gene Ontology annotation, cellular component: cytoplasm.
AUGGCUGAAGCUCCUCCAUGGCCCAGCCGGUUCUUCUGCCACAGAUGUUCUGCAGAGAUUAGUCCUCGUAUUCCCGAUUACACAUGUCCAAGAUGUGAGUCAGGAUUCAUCGAGGAACUGCUAGAAGAGAGAAGUGCUGACAAUGGCUCCAUGUCCACUAUCUCCAGCGGGGACCAGAACCAUCAGCCAUUCGAGAGUGUGGACCAGCACUUGUUUACAUUCCCUUCGGGCUACAGUCAGUUUGCCCUGGGGGUCUUUGAUGACCACUUUGAAUUCGGAGCUGGGCUGGGAACAGAGGAUAACCGUGAUGCUGAAAACCGCCGGGAAAGCGAGAUGGCAUCACGGCAAAGAUAUGGUGCCAGGCCACCAAGGCGUCGUCAUAGUUCCAGAAUACAAGCUGGUAGACAUGAGAGAGUGCCCAUUUUAGAGGGGAUUAUUCAGCAGCUCGUGAAUGGAAUCAUUGCACCCACGGCAAUGCCAAAUAUUGGUGUUGGACCAUGGGGUGUGCUUCACUCAAAUCCUAUGGAUUAUGCCUGGGGUGCCAAUGGACUAGAUACAAUAAUAACACAGUUAUUAAACCAGUUUGAGAAUACAGGACCACCGCCUGCAGACAGGGAGAAGAUAAAGAGCCUUCCUACAGUACAAAUUACAGAGGAGCAUGUUACCUCUGGUCUAGAAUGUCCAGUUUGUAAAGAAGAUUACAACGUUGGAGAAAAUGUCAGACAGCUUCCAUGCAAUCACGUGUUCCACAAUGAUUGCAUAGUACCCUGGUUGGAACAGCAUGACACGUGUCCAGUGUGCAGGAAAAGCUUGAAUGGACAAAACACAGCAAUGAGCCCACCAGAACUAUCAGGGAUGAACUUUACCUCCUCUUCAUCUUCCUCUUCUUCCACUCCUCCAUCCUCAAGUUCAACCAGCAGUGAAAACUCAGCAGAUAACUCGUAAAAAUAUUCCUCCAUCUCAUCCCAUGAGCUGUUUAUUGCUCCAAGACUCCCACAACUCAGAGCAGUAACCUCCAAUCUCUCCCUCGCAUAUGGUGGAGAAUUGAGUGCAACUGUUUCUCUCACCAGGAGUGCCCAAGCCAGGUUCGAGAGUGAAGUGAUGUGUAAGAUCCAUGUGUUUCUGUCCCUCCAGCUGCUCUUUAAGCCAUCAUGAAUCUCGUCCAUGGAAGGCUGGAGGCCUGGAUUGGGCUUCCUAUCUGGGAAGAUGUUGAGAUUGAUGGGUACCUCAAAAGACUUAUCUAUGAGUCACCUCAUACAACAAGAGUAAAUCAUGAAAUCCAAAGUUGGAAGAAGUGACAACAAGAUACUGCUGUCUUGUUUUGUUUUUUCUUGUCCCUCUGGAGUUGUAUGGUUUAAAACGAAACUGGUUAGUGAUGAAGGAAGAAGUAUACAUUAUUCUUUGUAUCAAGUAGCAUCCAUGUCCACACAAGUGAAAUGACUUCAAGUGCACAUUAAAAUGUGUACUUUAAAUUUUCCAUGGUUUGGAUAGAGAUGACACUUUUCCAUGGUUUGGAUAGAGAUGACAUUUCAAACAUUUUGAUCCCAUCAUUGCAAAGCAAAAUUGCAAAGGCCUGUACAAAUAAUAUUUUUCAAUUGUACAUCAGUUGGUUUCGUAGUACCUGACACUGCACAGGUAUUAUUAUUUUGCACUUGAAAUAAUGUGACAAAAUUUGGUGAUGUUGUAUUUGGAUAAUGACUCAUAUUACUGAAUUACCUAAAAAGGGAUUUUAGGAAUUUUUCAAUAUAUAUUUUUAGGUUCAAGUUUUAUCUGCUAGCCUAAAUUUUAAUUAGCUUUUCAUAUUAUUAUAAUACAGGAUCAGAAUGUUUCAGUGCAUUAAUGGAAACUGAAGGAAAGGGAAAAAAUGCAAGCGCUGUUUCCUGUGGUUCUGUCUGUCUCUUGUAUGCCAAUUUAUUUGUAUUCCCAAUUUGUUUGGGGGAAUCACAGUUAAAAUAAGCAAUUACUGCUACAGAUAAAUGCU